AGUUUUUCAAACAAACAACGCCAUUCUACAUCCCACAACGAAUAUCUAUGAAAAACUAAAAAUUUCUAAAAUCUUGUCUAAAUGUAGCGUUUCGUAAAAAUUUUUCCAUCAGGGAAGUCAUCGUUUGUUUUGAAAUCAUUUGAGAAGAAAGAUUGUUCCAUUUCAACUGACAAACCUGUUUCGCGAGAUGGUACAGCCAGAAGCAGUGAUCAUAAGGAACGCCGUAAAGCAUUAUAAGAAAGGAUGGUUAGUGCUUGAUGGUCUAAAUAUGACCGUUUUGAAAGGUUCUAUAUAUGGAUUGUUAGGUGCCAGCGGGUGUGGUAAAACCACCCUACUGUCCUGUAUCGUUGGGAUUCGACAUUUAAAUAGCGGAGAAAUAUUGGUCUUAGGGGAAAAUCCGGGAAGCGAAAGCUCUGGCAUCCCCGGAUCUCGAGUAGGUUACAUGCCGCAAGAGAUAUCCUUAGUGGUAGAAUUCUCUACGAGCGAUGCCCUGUAUUAUUUCGGUAGAAUUAACGGACUCGACGAUGAAGAGAUCGACAUGAAACAAAAAUUCUUGUCGGAGUUGCUUCAACUACCCCCAGCAAAUCGCCUAGUGAAGAACAUGAGUGGAGGUGAGCAAAGAAGAGUUUCCCUUGCCGCUGCAUUGUUGCAUAUGCCUGAAAUUCUAAUUCUUGACGAACCCACUGUGGGCUUGGAUCCAAUUUUGAGAGAAAACAUUUGGGCCUAUUUGAUUCAGAUCACAGAAGAGAAUGGUAUUACUGCGUUAAUCACGACGCAUUAUAUUGAGGAAGCUAAAGAUGCUAAUCGAAUUGGUUUGAUGAGAUGUGGUAAAUUAUUGGUGGAAUCGACGCCUCAAAAAUUGUUGAAUCAAUUUCAAUGCUCAUCCUUGGAGGAAACCUUCCUGAAACUGUGCGAGGCCCAGAAUAAUACAGUUACUCUGAAUGAAGCUCAGGAAUCCAAAGUGGAAUGUAUCAACAGCAACGGCUUGUACCAAAAUGAAAAUAAAUAUGAACAAACAAAAGUAUAUGCAGGGACAAUGUCGAAGUACAGAGCAGUUUCGGAACGUCGAGUUUCACGAUUGAGAAGAUUCAAAGCUCUGUUGAUAAAAAACGGAAUACAAUUUUUGCGUCAUUAUGGAGGAUUAGUUUUUGCAGUAUUAUUCCCAAUAAUCGAAAUCUUCGCAUUCGUUAUGGGAGUUGGUCAGGAUCCGAAAGAUUUGAAGAUUGGGAUUGUCAACAAUGAAGCUGGCAACUGCGAUAACAGUAUCAACUUUGGCAAUAUUUGGAAUGAUAGGAUCACCUGCUACUUUGGUAACCUGAGUUGUAGAUUCCUGCAUAAUUUUGACUCGAUCGCGACACAGAAAUAUUAUAACGACGUUUCCGAAGCAAAUAAUGCUGUACAAAAUGGAAAACUUAGAGGUUUAAUAUAUUUUAGUCAAAACUUUUCCGAAGCUCUGCAGAUACGAGUGGAAGAUGCCACUUUCGUGAAGGAUUCCGAUUUACUCGCCAGUGAAAUUCAAGUUUUCCUUGAUAUGAGUGAUAGACCAGUUGGUUUUUUCCUGCAAAUGAAAUUAUUCAAGCGUUUUUUAGAGAUUUACGAGGAUAUCAUGAGAGAAUGCAAAUAUUCGUCAAAAUUAGCAGACCCGCUCAUUCGUUUCGAAGAACCUGUUUAUGGUACGACAGAUCUUAAUUAUGCAGAUUACAUAGCACCAACAUUCAUGACGACACUUAGCUUCUAUUUAGCUAUUUCAGUCUCUAGUACCUUGAUAAUUAGAGAUCGAUUGGAGGGAGUCUGGGAUCGAAGCGUAGUCCAAGGGGUCAGAACAGACGAAAUUUUGUUGUCUUACAUUCUUGUUCAGAGCGUCAUCAUAAUCAUCCAUACUACAAUGAUAACACUCUUAUUCUUUCCUAUAUGGAGUCUGGAAUGUAAAGGAUCGAUAUUUAUCGUAAUCGUUCUUAUGUUUCUUACGGGUUUUUGCGGAUUGAUGUGUGGUUUCGUCAUCUCUGUUAUGUUUAAAACUUUCUUUAUGGCUUUUACUUGUGCGAACGGAAACAUGGUCCUGCUUUUAUUUCUUAAUGGAUCUAUGUGGCCGAUAGAAGGAAUGCCAAAAAUGCUUCGCUGGUUGAGCUAUGUAUUGCCAACUACCUUGUCCUCUAUAUCUAUGAGAGGAAUCAUUUACAAAGGUUAUUCCAUAUCUCAAUCACAAGUUUAUGUUGGUUUUUUAACAAAUAUAGGAUGGAUAUUACUUUUUUUUAUUGUGACUAUGUUUGGUGUAAGAUCAAAAUCAUGA
Molecule: messenger RNA, 2290 nt
Organism: Trachymyrmex cornetzi
Lineage: Eukaryota; Metazoa; Arthropoda; Insecta; Hymenoptera; Formicidae
Product: ABC transporter G family member 20
Exons: 14
Coding region: 188-2290 (700 amino acids)
Cellular component (GO): membrane
Molecular function (GO): ABC-type transporter activity; ATP hydrolysis activity; ATP binding
Source: RefSeq, a predicted model, not a curated record